Molecule: messenger RNA, 908 nt
Organism: Arabidopsis thaliana (thale cress)
Lineage: Eukaryota; Viridiplantae; Streptophyta; Magnoliopsida; Brassicales; Brassicaceae
Product: glycine-rich protein
Exons: 1
Coding region: 161-628 (155 amino acids)
Source: RefSeq, marked reviewed
CUUUUUUGGAUAUUUUCGUGGCAGCAUCAUAAUGAGAGACUACGUCGAAACUGCUGGCAACCACUUUUGCCGCGUUUAAUUUCUUUCUGAGGCUUAUAUAAAUAGAUCAAAGGGGAAAGUGAGAUAUAAUACAGACAAAACAAGAGAAAAGAUAAAGAAAAUGGGUUUGAGAAGAACAUGGUUGGUUUUGUACAUUCUCUUCAUCUUUCAUCUUCAGCACAAUCUUCCUUCCGUGAGCUCACGACCUUCCUCAGUCGAUACAAACCACGAGACUCUCCCUUUUAGUGUUUCAAAGCCAGACGUUGUUGUGUUUGAAGGAAAGGCUCGGGAAUUAGCUGUCGUUAUCAAAAAAGGAGGAGGUGGAGGAGGUGGAGGACGCGGAGGCGGUGGAGCACGAAGCGGCGGUAGGAGCAGGGGAGGAGGAGGUGGCAGCAGUAGUAGCCGCAGCCGUGACUGGAAACGCGGCGGAGGGGUGGUUCCGAUUCAUACGGGUGGUGGUAAUGGCAGUCUGGGUGGUGGAUCGGCAGGAUCACAUAGAUCAAGCGGCAGCAUGAAUCUUCGAGGAACAAUGUGUGCGGUCUGUUGGUUGGCUUUAUCGGUUUUAGCCGGUUUAGUCUUGGUUCAGUAGGGUUCAGAGUAAUUAUUGGCCAUUUAUUUAUUGGUUUUGUAACGUUUAUGUUUGUGGUCCGGUCUGAUAUUUAUUUGGGCAAACGGUACAUUAAGGUGUAGACUGUUAAUAUUAUAUGUAGAAAGAGAUUCUUAGCAGGAUUCUACUGGUAGUAUUAAGAGUGAGUUAUCUUUAGUAUGCCAUUUGUAAAUGGAAAUUUAAUGAAAUAAGAAAUUGUGAAAUUUAAACCUCCCUCAAUCUUAAACGUUAUAUCUUUUAAACGCUAACUUGUUAAAGUGAC